Messenger RNA from Amblyraja radiata (thorny skate), 1475 nucleotides. RefSeq lists its product as uncharacterized. The transcript is spliced from 3 exons. Lineage: Eukaryota; Metazoa; Chordata; Chondrichthyes; Rajiformes; Rajidae. Gene Ontology annotation, molecular function: protein binding. The record is from RefSeq and is a predicted model, not a curated record. Bases 130 to 1053 code for a protein of 307 amino acids. Gene Ontology annotation, cellular component: membrane.
ACCCGCAACUUCCCCUUUGCUUCAUUUCCUUCUGCCUAUUUCCCCAAAGGAACCAACAUUAUUGGACUUAUUCGCGCUCAAGCUAACCCUGUUUGUGGCAGAAACAAACGGAAUUUGUGUGCAACAAGGAUGAAGACUUUGGCGAUUAUUGUGUUCCUCCUCCACGUGGAGUGGAGCCUGGGGACAAAAUGCAAUGGGACGGUGAUCAGCAGCAAAGGAAUCGCCUACAACUGUUCGCUCCAUUGUCUGGACUGGGCUAAGUUGGAGCUGGAAGGCAUGACCUCCUUGUCACUGGAAGGCUGUGGGAUAUCGCGCAUGAUUAACAUCAGCAUCAACAAAGAGCUGAAGGAACUGAAUCUCAAGAACAACAAACUAACGGGACUUCCACCAACAUUCCUCAAAAAUUUUCCAAAAUUAAAGAAGCUGAAUUUAAUUGGGAACCCCUUAGCGACCAUCCCGCUCAACCUGAUCGAGACAAUACAUGUGGACUUUACCUGCUCUUGCCAGAUCUUGAAAGAUGUGAAUCGCAACUGCAGAGCGGCAAUCAACUGCACCGAGGAUUUCCUGAACAAUAUAACAUGCACCGGGUCAAAUGAUACUCAGUUGCCGGCUAUGGCCAAUUUCUAUAAAGCCGAGUGUCCGGACUUAUCGCUGGUCUACAUCCUUGUUCCAGUCUUGUGUGUUUUCGCCAUCGCGCUUGUUGUCGCUGUCCUUGUGCUGGUGAAAUAUCGCUCGAAACUCGGCUCGCACUUCUCACCCACUCCGAGCAAGCGGCAGUCGGUCAAUUCAGCCGACCAAGGGCAUCAGAGGUACGCCAGCACCGGGGACUGGAAGGAUCAAGCGGCGAUGUCGCCGGGGGCUCACGCCAACUAUGAGAACGUCUUUAUGGGUGAACCGCAAAACGCAAGGAAGCAGCAGGCCACUGAUGACACUUACUAUCUGGAGAAUGAUGCAACCUGUGAAGUUUACCAAAAUGAGCAGCCAGUCUACUGUAACUACAGUGGGCCAGCGCCUACAGCAGAGGACGACAUAUAUAUAAUUGCCGACCAAUAAAUGCAUCGUCGGGAUCCCCCUUCAGAUGUUGCAAGAUUUCCACGUCUACAUUCUAUUCCAUUUCCCCUUCACAACGGUCUUGAAAACGUCUCACUUUCAAGAACCAGCUCAGACGUCAAGCACCAUCCAACCUGAACAUGUGGAACCCGAUUAUGAAUAUCCAGGACCCGACCUAACAACAAAAGCAUCGGUACCCGCAGCGAGGUUCAGUUAGAAUGUGUAGAAUUCAACCUAAACACAUGGAACUCUUUCAAAAUAUCUGGACUUCAGCAAAACAAAAACAAAAAAUCAGGAAGCCCACAAAAUAACAGAAAUUCAUCUGAGAAAAAAACACACAAGGAACUGCAGAAGUGUUUAAAGAAAGAACUGCAGAUGCUGGAAAAAUUGAAGGUAAAAUACUGGAGAAGCUCAGCGGGUGAGGC